Molecule: messenger RNA, 960 nt
Organism: Fulmarus glacialis (Northern fulmar)
Lineage: Eukaryota; Metazoa; Chordata; Aves; Procellariiformes; Procellariidae
Product: ribosomal biogenesis protein LAS1L-like
Exons: 5
Biological process (GO): maturation of 5.8S rRNA; maturation of LSU-rRNA
Cellular component (GO): preribosome, large subunit precursor; Las1 complex
Molecular function (GO): endonuclease activity
Source: RefSeq, a predicted model, not a curated record
GGAGACAGUGGCUGAAGCUCUUCUCAGUGAUGGCUUUCUCAUCCCAAAGAUGGAUUGUCUGAAAAUGCUAAAUAUCAAGUAUGAAGCAAAUAAAGAGGUAUGGCAGUUCAGAAUUCCUCAGACAUUUUACUGCUUUUGGCAGCCUUUGCUGACAGGCCUUCUUUCCCGAAGUUUUACACAGAUCCUAAUAGAGAAAAUGUUUAUGGAGUUGAAGGAAUGUUCUGACUCUUCAGAACUCCGGCCUCAGUUCUUGAUCAGCUGGAUUUCUGAGAUGCUGACUGGCAUUGCCAAAGUAAACGCUGGGAAGAAAAGACAACACUGUAACAAACAGGUAUCCGUGAAGGAGCUGUUCCUCCAUAAAGUUCCUUUGCAGUGGAUAAGACUGACGGAUAAUUGCUUGGAAGCUCCCUGCUGGGCAACCCCACACCUUCUUCAGCUGAUCCUCACAAUCAUGAGACCUCGCUUGCCACGUUCUUCGCGGAAGAACCUUCUCUAUCUUGCUUCUGUUUACACGGAAGGAGGUGGCCCUUUGUCCAGUCCAGGACUCUCUUCAGACUGCAGUGAACAGCCAAUUUACACUAUAGAGAGCUUACAGUGGAGGGCCAGGCAAGAAAAUCAGGUUAAAAAUCAAGGGCAGACUGUAGAGAAACAAGAAGAUGUGCUGGAUAGAGAUGAUGGUGUAGAGGAGGUGGAGGAGGAGGAAGAAGAGAUGGUAACUGAAACAAAUCCUUUGGAAGGACUUGCUCAUUCUGGUAGCAUGGUGGCUAUUGCUGAGAAAAGGGCAGCACUGCAAGGAUCCGCCUGGCAGAUCACUGCAGAUGAAGUACGAUGGAAAGACUUUCCUCUCGGGAAACUCCCAGGUCAGACAGAUGACCCUGAUGGUCUUAUGUUGGAUAAUUAUUCCAUGAUGUCCCUGCUUGAUCAGCCAGUGAGAGAUGAGUGGAAGUCUCCUAAUACAAA